Pseudozyma flocculosa PF-1 is the source of this 1248-nucleotide messenger RNA. RefSeq lists its product as uncharacterized. Gene Ontology annotation, molecular function: ATP binding; ATP hydrolysis activity; proteasome-activating activity. The transcript is spliced from 3 exons. The record is from RefSeq and is a predicted model, not a curated record. Gene Ontology annotation, cellular component: proteasome regulatory particle, base subcomplex. NCBI's taxonomy places the organism in Eukaryota, Fungi, Basidiomycota, Ustilaginomycetes, Ustilaginales, Ustilaginaceae. Gene Ontology annotation, biological process: proteasome-mediated ubiquitin-dependent protein catabolic process. Bases 1 to 1248 code for a protein of 415 amino acids.
AUGGAGGAGCUCGGCAUCGCAUCGCUCAAGCGCUCCGAGCCCACGCUCGAGGCUGCCGCCGCCGAAAAGGCCGCCCUCCACCACCAGAUGCAGCAGGAGGAGGACACCUACCUCCGCUUCAAGAAGCUCCAGCAGCACCUCGAGUUCCUCAACACCAUGGAGGACUAUGUCAAAGACGAGCAGAGGAACCUCAAGCGAGAGCUGGUCCGCGCACAGGAAGAGGUCAAGCGCAUCCAGUCGGUGCCCCUCGUCAUCGGCCAGUUCCUCGAGCCCAUUGACCAGCACACGGGCAUCGUCGGCUCCACGACUGGCUCAAACUACGUCGUCCGCAUCCUCUCGACCAUCGACCGCGAGCUGCUCAAGCCCAGCAGCAGCGUCGCCCUCCACCGCCACUCCAACGCCCUCGUCGACGUCCUGCCCCCGGAGGCCGAUUCGAGCAUCGCCAUGCUCGGCAAGGACGAGAAGCCCACCGAGACCUACGCCGACAUUGGCGGUAUGGACAUCCAGAAGCAGGAGAUCCGCGAAGCCGUCGAGCUGCCCCUCGUCCAGUUUGACCUCUACCGCCAGAUCGGAAUCGACCCACCGCGCGGCGUCCUCCUCUACGGCCCGCCCGGAACCGGAAAGACGAUGCUCGUCAAGGCCGUGGCCAACGCCACCACGGCGUCCUUUAUCCGCGUCGUCGGCUCCGAAUUUGUGCAAAAGUACCUCGGCGAGGGACCGCGCAUGGUGCGCGACGUCUUCCGGCUGGCGAGGGAGAAUGCGCCCGCCAUCAUCUUUAUCGACGAGAUCGACGCCAUCGCCACCAAGCGCUUCGACGCCCAGACGGGCGCGGACCGAGAGGUGCAGCGCAUCCUGCUCGAGCUGCUCAACCAGAUGGACGGCUUCGACCAGGGCAGCAACGUCAAGGUCAUCAUGGCCACCAACCGUGCCGACACAUUAGAUCCUGCGCUGCUGCGGCCGGGCCGACUUGACCGCAAGAUUGAGUUCCCGGUGCCGAGUCGGCGCGAGAAGCGGCUCAUUUUCCAGACCAUCUGCGGCAAGAUGAACCUGUCGCCCGAGGUGGACCUCGAGGACUACGUGGGCCGUCCGGACAAGCUGUCGUCGGCCGAGAUCUCGUCGAUCUGCCAGGCGGCGGGCCUGCAGGCGGUGCGCAAGAACCGCUACGUCAUCAUGCCCGAGGAUUUCGAGGAGGCGUGGAAGCAGGUGGUCAAGAAGCCCGACGACAGCAAGAUGGACUUCUACCAGUGA